This is a messenger RNA of Penicillium odoratum, 1119 nucleotides long. RefSeq names its product casein kinase 1 family protein. Gene Ontology annotation, molecular function: protein serine/threonine kinase activity; ATP binding. The record is from RefSeq and is a predicted model, not a curated record. NCBI's taxonomy places the organism in Eukaryota, Fungi, Ascomycota, Eurotiomycetes, Eurotiales, Aspergillaceae. Gene Ontology annotation, biological process: signal transduction; endocytosis; peptidyl-serine phosphorylation. The transcript has 4 exons. The coding region runs from base 1 to 1119 and encodes 372 amino acids. Gene Ontology annotation, cellular component: cytoplasm; nucleus.
AUGACGACCAUGGAUUUGCGUGUCGGUAACAAGUACCGUAUUGGCCGUAAGAUCGGUAGCGGUAGUUUCGGUGACAUCUACUUGGGUACCAACAUUAUCUCCGGUGAGGAGAUUGCCAUCAAGCUGGAGAGCGUCAAGGCCAAGCACCCCCAGCUCGAAUAUGAGGCUCGUGUCUACAAGUCUCUUGCCGGCGGUGUCGGUAUCCCCUUCGUCCGCUGGUUCGGUACCGAGUGUGACUACAAUGCCAUGGUUAUUGAUCUGCUGGGCCCCAGUCUGGAGGACUUGUUCAACUUCUGUAACCGCAAGUUCUCGCUCAAGACCGUUCUCCUUCUCGCCGACCAGCUUAUUUCCCGUAUCGAGUACAUCCACGCCAAGUCGUUCAUCCACCGUGAUAUCAAGCCUGACAACUUCCUCAUGGGUAUUGGCAAGCGUGGUAACCAAGUUAAUGUGAUCGAUUUUGGUCUGGCCAAGAAGUACCGCGAUCCCAAGACCCACUUCCACAUCCCGUACCGUGAGAACAAGAACCUUACUGGUACUGCCCGUUAUGCCAGUAUCAACACCCACUUGGGUGUCGAGCAGUCUCGCCGUGAUGACAUGGAGUCUCUCGGUUACGUGAUGCUCUACUUCUGCCGUGGCUCUUUGCCCUGGCAGGGCCUGAAGGCUGCUACCAAGAAGCAGAAGUACGACCGCAUUAUGGAGAAGAAGAUGACCACCCCCACCGAGGUCCUGUGCCGUGGCUUCCCCAACGAAUUCGCCAUUUACUUGAACUACACCCGCUCGCUCCGCUUCGAUGACAAGCCGGAUUACUCCUACCUCCGCAAGAUUUUCCGUGAUCUCUUCGUUCGUGAAUCCUUCCAGUACGACUAUGUGUUCGACUGGACUGUCUACAAGUACCAGAAGAACGCCGCCAUGAUCGUUGAUGCUACCAAGAAGGACAAGGACGAAGAAGCCGCACGCCGUCAGGGUGCUCCUGCUGCCGGCCCCAUAGCCGGUGGCGCUGCCGCCAAGCCCAGUGCCAUCUCGGGCCAGCGCCGCAAGGUCAUUGACCGUGGCACCCUCGACAACACUCCGGACACCAACCGUGCCGUGGGAGGAAGUGACAGGAUUCUUCGGCGUUAG